AUGCCCCAAUAUCUGUUCCACUUUGCUCAAGUACACAACGAUUUUCGGAUACCAGAACUCGACUCGAUAUCAGAACUCUACGGGUUCAGCUACAAACUCGCCGAGAACAGCGGUGGGCACGGAAAUGAUCCUGGCCGACCGUUCAUGGUCCUCGAGCUCGCCGAUGAAGCUCAGGCGAGGCUUUUAGCUCGGAGAUGCAUCUUAGUGAAAGCCGUGUACGAGUACUAUGCUCAGGGAACGACCUAUGAACAACUUCACGCCGCCAACCAGCUCCCAGAAGCUCGAGAAAAAUGGUCAAAAUACAUUGAAGAUACCAGCUUCAAGUUCAUCAUUACAGCCUACAACCACACCAUCCCUCAAAGGCGACAAAGAGCCGUCAUCGAGAACUUCUCCUACAUGGGGUUCCUCGGCAAGAUCGAUAUGAAGAACCCGGAGAUAUUGUUGACCUGCUUUGAAGAAUAUGACGACGAACGUCGGGCAACCCCUCGAGCUAGACAUGAAGGAGAUGGGGAAUUCCGACAAGUAUACUUUGGGAAAUUGCUAGAGGAAGGCUCUGCUCGCCCAUUGGUUGGCGUUUUCGAUGUCAAGAAACGAAAAUUCUAUGGUAAUACGAGCAUGGAGGCAGAAGUCUCCUUGCUGAUGGCCAACCAGACCCUCGCUUCGCCAGGGAAACUCAUGUACGACCCCUUCAUGGGUACAGGGAGCAUGGCAUAUCCUGUAGCACAUUUUGGAUCCCUCGUGUUCGGCUCAGACAUUGACGGCCGCCAAAUGCGAGGAAAACAGGGCAUGCAAUCUGAGCCUGGAGUCAUCCGAGCUGCCAAGCAAUACAACGUCGACCACCGAAUUCUCGAUCUCGCCACCUUCGACAUCACGAACCACCCUUGGAGAACUGGAGGGAUCUUUGACGCUAUCAUUACUGACCCACCCUAUGGUGUACGAGCAGGAGCUAAACGGCUAGGAAGGAAGCGCGAAUUGUCGGAGCGGCAGAAAGAGCUGUGUAAGCUUCACAGGGAGAAUCCUCGUCCAGACGAUGCCCCUUACAUUCCUCCAACAAAACCGUACGAACUCUCACACCUCGUAGAAGACCUCGUUCUCUUCGCUCGCUACAUCCUAAAGCCGAACGGUCGACUCGUGUUCUUCCUCCCAACAAUAACAGACGAAUACGAAGAAGUGGACAUCUACACCAUGCUCUGCGAGGGGAUGGAAGUGAUCGCCAACUCUCUGCAGGAUUUUGGAGGAUGGGGAAGGCGGUUAAUCACAAUCAAAAAGACGACCGACAAAGAGUACGGCCCACCGGCCUUCGAGCAACGAGCAGAAACGAAUGGAGAGCCAAAACACAUCCCAGCUCAUAAAGACUUCCGGGAAAAGUAUUUCCAGGGAUUCAAAAAGGACAGGUCGCGAUCGCGGAGCGGGACUCCAGAGGUAGUACUGGACACUCCCAAAUCGUCGUAA
Coprinopsis cinerea okayama7#130 is the source of this 1452-nucleotide messenger RNA. RefSeq names its product RNA methylase. Gene Ontology annotation, biological process: methylation. The transcript is spliced from 9 exons. Lineage: Eukaryota; Fungi; Basidiomycota; Agaricomycetes; Agaricales; Psathyrellaceae. Gene Ontology annotation, cellular component: cytoplasm. Gene Ontology annotation, molecular function: nucleic acid binding. The coding region runs from base 1 to 1452 and encodes 483 amino acids. The record is from RefSeq and is a predicted model, not a curated record.